AUGCGUCUCCUCCUGCUCGUCGCCGCAUUCCACCCUCGUCUGCUCCUCUCCACCGCUCGUCCCCUCGCUCACCAAUGGCAGCGCGGGUUCGCGGCGAAGGACAUCCGGUUCGGCGUGGAGGCGCGGGCCGCCAUGCUGCAAGGCGUGGAGCAACUCGCCGACGCCGUGCGGGUCACCAUGGGACCCAAGGGGCGGCAAGUGGUGAUCGAGCAGCCAUACGGGUCUCCCAAGAUCACCAAAGACGGGGUGACGGUGGCGAGGAGCAUCGAGUUCAAGGACAAGCUCAAGAACCUCGGCGCCAGCCUCGUCAAGCAGGUCGCCUCCACCACCAACGACACCGCUGGCGACGGCACCACGUGCGCCACCGUGCUCACGCGCUCGAUUCUCCUGGAAGGGUGCAAGUCCGUCGCCGCGGGCAUGAACGCCAUGGAUUUGAGGAGAGGGAUCUCGCUGGCAGUGGAGCGGGUGAUUGAGCUGCUCAAGGAGCGCUCCAGACGCAUCAGCACUUCCGAGGAGAUCGCCCAGGUUGGCACCAUCUCGGCGAAUGGCGAGAGGGAGAUUGGGGAUUUGAUUGCGCGGGCCAUGGAGAAGGUCGGCAAGGAGGGCGUUAUCACUGUCGCGGACGGCAAGACGCUCUAUAACGAGUUGGAGGUGGUGGAGGGAAUGAAGUUCGACCGCGGCUACAUCUCGCCCUACUUCAUCACCAACCCCAAGACGCAGAAAUGCGAGCUGGAGAACCCCUUGGUGCUGGUGCACGAGAAGAAGAUCGCGGGGCUCAGCUCCAUCCUGCCCGUCCUUGAAAUCGCCCUCAAGUACCAGCGCCCGCUGCUGAUCAUUGCAGAGGACGUGGAGAGCGAGGCACUGGCGACAUUGGUGGUGAACAAGCUGCGGGCGGGGCUCAAGGUGUGUGCAGUGAAGGCGCCCGGGUUCGGCGAGAACAGGAAGAACAACAUGAUUGACAUCGCCACGCUCACCGCCUCCCAGCUGAUCAGUGAGGACCUGGGAUAUUCGUUGGAGAAGGUGGACGUGUCGCAUCUGGGCUCCGCCAAGAAGGUGACGAUAUCGAAGGACGACAGCAUCGUUCUGGAUGGAGCUGGCGACAAGAAGGCCCUGGAGGAGCGGUGCGAGCAGAUCCGAGAGGCGGUGGCCAACGCCACGUCAGACUACGACAAGGAGAAGCUGCAGGAGCGCCUGGCGAAGCUGUCUGGCGGUGUGGCCGUGCUCAAGAUCGGGGGGGCCAGCGAGGUGGAGGUGGGGGAGAAGAAGGACCGGGUGACGGACGCUCUGAACGCCACCAAGGCCGCCGUGGAGGAGGGCAUUGUGCCGGGCGGCGGUGUGGCUCUGCUCUAUGCGUCCAGGGAUCUCGACACUCUUACCGCGGAGAACUUCGACCAGAAAGUCGGCAUUCAGAUCAUCCGGGACGCGCUCAGGACGCCAGCGCUGACCAUUGCGAACAAUGCGGGCGUGGAGGGGGCAGUGAUCGUGGGGAAGCUGCUGGAGCAGACAAACCUCGACUGGGGCUACGACGCUGCCAAGGGCGAGUACGUGGACAUGGUGAAGGCCGGAAUCAUCGAUCCCCUCAAGGUAAUCCGCACGGCGCUCGUGGACGCUGCCUCUGUGGCUUCUCUCAUGACCACCACCGAGGCUGUUGUCGUUGACCUUCCGGAAGAUCCCAAGCCCAGCCCCAUGGGCGGCAUGGGCGUCCUUGCGGAAUCCGGCUACGGCCCGCUCAUCGCGGCGGGAAGUGCGCCGCUUUACAAGGGCGGCAAAGGCUGCGGCGCCUGCUACAAGGUGCGCUGCGUGGACAGCAAGUGGUGCAAGGACGCGGAAAUCACGGUGCCAAUAACGGACUUCUGUCCGGGCGGCGGAGUGUGUUGCGCCACGUGCACGCACUUCGACCUCAGCCAGCCCGCGUUCGGCAUCAUCGCGGACCCCGUCGCAGGAGUCAUUCCGCUCGCCUACCAGCGGGUGCCCUGCUCGUUCCCCACGUCGAUCACCUUCCGCGUGACCGGCACCAACUACUGGAUGAACGUGCUGCUGCUGCGCGUGGGCGGGCCGGGGGAGGUUGCUCUGGUGGAGGUGUCAUCUAAGAACGACCCCAACUGGCGCCCGCUAACGCACGACUGGGGCACGAAUUGGGUCAGCUGGACAUAUAUCGAGGGGCCGUUGAAGUUUCGGCUUACAUCGGGGAUGGACGGGGCUGUGAUUACAACGGGGGAGAAUUGCGUUCCGGCGAUUUAUCCUGGGGAUUACACUUGCGGCGCGCAGUUCACGAGUGGGUAUAACAGUUCGGAUACCAACGGGGAUGGUGGGAGCAACAGCAGCGUGGGGAACAGCACAGAAGCUCCUCCUUCGGCCGAAGCAGCACUGCUGGUGGCGGCCCCACCACCGGUACUCCCAAUGCUGACGUGUCCCCUGCCGCGUCAGCAUCCUCUCCUGCUCCCACCGGCCGCAAGGUCAAUGCGGGCGGCAGCAGCACUGGCAGCCAAGGCAGCAGCAGCAGCAGCAGCAGCAGUGGCAGUGGCAGCAGCAGCAGCGGCAGUAGCAAUGAUCCCACCAUCCCCUCAACCCUCAUCCCCCCUCAAACCGGAGAAGACGUUCCUAUAG
Molecule: messenger RNA, 2607 nt
Organism: Closterium sp. Naga37s-1
Lineage: Eukaryota; Viridiplantae; Streptophyta; Zygnematophyceae; Desmidiales; Closteriaceae
Source: the annotation of a GenBank genome assembly